Protopolystoma xenopodis is the source of this 843-nucleotide messenger RNA. Lineage: Eukaryota; Metazoa; Platyhelminthes; Monogenea; Polystomatidea; Polystomatidae. The record is from the annotation of a GenBank genome assembly.
GAACGCCAACGUCUUCUGCAACGGGUUAAAGAAAUUGAAUUCGAAUUCGCUGACAUGGAGACUCGGGAAGCUGACGAAAAGAUAAGAUUACAGGAACUUGAGACAGAGAAGAAAAAACUUCAAGAGCAGAUAAGUGAUUUGUCAGAUCAACUUGAGGCAGAAGAGCAACAACGGCAAAAACUACAACUAGAAAAGAGUACAUCAGAUCAGCGUAUUAAAAAAUUGUCUGAUGACUAUGCCAGUCUUGAAGACAAAUAUAAUAAACUAGCGAAGGAAAAAAAAAUACUUCAAGAUAGAGUUUCUGAACUUUCUUCGCAUCUUGCUGAAGAAGAGGAAAAAAGUAAACAAUUAGCAAAGCUUAAGUCAAAGCAGGAAUCUAGCCUAAAUGAACUUGAGGAACGGCUCUCUAGGGAACAGAAAAUUCGUCAGGAUAUUGAACGCUCUAAACGUCGUUUAGAAUCAGAAAUGAAUGAAAAAAAUGAUCAAAAUUCUGAACACUCUAGGAGCAUUGAUCAGCUCCAGGCUAGUUUAGUAAACGCUAAAGAUGAGUUAUUAUCUGUGCAGGCUAAACUGGAUGAAGAAAUUGUUGGAAAGAAUACUUGCCUUAAAACGAUUCGUGGAAAUGAGGCUAUAAUCCAAGAGCUAAAGGAGGAUCUUGAAUCAGAGAAGGCCGCCCGUGAUAAAGCUGAAGAAGCGAAGCGAGACCUAAAUGAGGAACUGGAAGCAGUUAGAUUAGAAUUAAUUGAUUCAGGUUCCAAUUCUGAUGCACAAGCUCAAGCUUUGAAGAAGCAUGAAGCCGACCUAUCAUCCAUGAGGAAGCAAAUGGAAGCAGAAGCAGUGUAA